Messenger RNA from Lactuca virosa, 1026 nucleotides. Lineage: Eukaryota; Viridiplantae; Streptophyta; Magnoliopsida; Asterales; Asteraceae. The record is from the annotation of a GenBank genome assembly.
AUGGAUGAACAUGAACCCACAAGACCAAAAGCAAUUUCCAAGAAACCAAGAUAUUCAAGAUUCACACAACAAGAGCUUCCUGCAUGGAAACCAAUCUUAACUCCGGGAUGGGUAAUUGCGUCAUUUGUAACCGUUGCCAUCAUGUUCAUCCCCACCGGCCUUCUAUGCUUAUCAGCAUCCGAACGCGUUGUAGAAAUCGUGGAUCGUUAUGACGAUGAUUGUCUCCCGGAUUCAUUCCGCACAAAUCCAGAUUCAUUUAUUCAAAACAACAAAUCAAACAAAACAUGUAUCCGCACAUUGAAAGUGCCACGAAAAAUGACCGCACCUAUCUUUAUUUACUACGAACUCGAUAACUUUUACCAAAACCAUCGUCGAUAUGUGAAAAGUAGAAGUGACAAACAAUUGCGGGACCCUGGAGCUGCAGAGGAAACGAAAGAUUGUAUGCCAGAAGACAUAGUAGGCGGGGACAAUGAUGCGCCUAUUGUUCCUUGUGGAUUGGUCGCGUGGAGUUUGUUUAAUGAUACGUACACAUUCUCAAAAGCGAACAAAGUUGUAGAUAUCGAUAAAAAGGACAUCGCGUGGAAAAGUGAUACACGGGUUAAAUUCGGGUCGAACGUGUACCCGAAAAACUUUCAAAAGGGAGAGUUGAUUGGGGGUGGAGUACUAGACGAAUCAAAACCCUUGAGCGAGCAAGAAGAUCUAAUUGUGUGGAUGAGGACUGCGGCGUUGCCUAAUUUCAGAAAGCUUUACGGGAAAAUAAACAUGGAUUUGGAGGCAAAUGAGACGAUAACGGUUGUGAUACAGAAUAACUACAAUACGUAUGAUUUUGGAGGAGAAAAGAAGAUUAUACUUUCGACUGCGAGUUGGAUUGGUGGGAAAAACGAUUUCUUUGGUAUAGCGUUUCUUACGAUUGGUGGGAUUUGUUUAUUUAUGGCGAUUAAUUUCAUAUUUUUAUAUGUUUUUAAACCGAGGCCUCUUGGAGACCCAACAUAUUUGUCGUGGAAUAGAAAUCCAAAUGCACAAUGA